AUGGCGUCAGCACAUGGAGAGCAACCAAAUAAAGAUGCCAACUGUAGAGCUUGCCAGCGUCCUGACGAUGCAGAGGAUAUGGUCCAGUGUGACCAAUGUGAUUGCUGGCAGCAUUUCACAUGCGCGGGAGUGAGGGACGACGUAACGAACCGUUCUUGGGCGUGCGGCAAAUGUAAUGCCAUGGAAGCUGGUGAAACUAUCUCGCUGAUGAGCAAGUCCAGUCGCGCAAGCUCGACAUUUUCUAUCGACUUGAGUAACCUAGUUGAGAAACAGAGGUUAGAACGAGCACGUGUGGAGUUGGAAUUACAACGUCGUCAUUUAGAUGAGCAGCAGAAGUUGAUUGCUAAUGCUGUAGAGGGGAACGAAACGCGCAGCCAAUGCAGUGAAAUUUUCGAGCGCGACGAGUGCCAUAACGCCACAGCGACUUGUACUCCCCCAGCAGCGCCACGCGUUGCAUCUGAUCGUCGUUCACCGAUGCCAUUGGAAACACCCAGAUCUAUUCUGCCACCGAUGGUUUCAAUUCCCCUCGCAGUUCUAAGCCGACCCGUUUCGAGAUCUCUGUCGGGAAUGGAUGAACGUCGAAAAGCAUUAAUCAAGCUGAAGGAUCAUGUGGAACUAUGUGAGGCCCGCGCUACACCAACACCUGAGCAACUGUCUGAGUUACAAGCUCAGCUCGAGAGCCGCCGAAAAAUGCUAGAGAAGUUCCAGCCCGGAGGUAACAACCGCGAAUCAUUCCAGCAUACGGAAGAGUCCAGCUCAUUAAACCCAGCGAGCGUGAAGGCAGCAGUGAAUAAGCCUUGUUGGCAGAAGCCAACUGGGGCAAUCCCGAAGACGGAAAGGACACUACCAACAGUUCCGUUUCCCCGCUGA
Messenger RNA from Wyeomyia smithii (pitcher-plant mosquito), 870 nucleotides. RefSeq lists its product as uncharacterized. The coding region runs from base 1 to 870 and encodes 289 amino acids. The record is from RefSeq and is a predicted model, not a curated record. NCBI's taxonomy places the organism in Eukaryota, Metazoa, Arthropoda, Insecta, Diptera, Culicidae. The transcript has a single exon.